Saccharomyces paradoxus is the source of this 2133-nucleotide messenger RNA. RefSeq names its product coiled-coil domain-containing protein MAD1 (gene MAD1). NCBI's taxonomy places the organism in Eukaryota, Fungi, Ascomycota, Saccharomycetes, Saccharomycetales, Saccharomycetaceae. The record is from RefSeq and is a predicted model, not a curated record. The coding region runs from base 1 to 2133 and encodes 710 amino acids. Gene Ontology annotation, cellular component: mitotic spindle; kinetochore; nuclear envelope. The transcript has a single exon. Gene Ontology annotation, biological process: attachment of mitotic spindle microtubules to kinetochore; mitotic spindle assembly checkpoint signaling.
AUGAGUAAUAGUGGUGGGUCCUCCCCAUUCUUAGAAAGCCCUGGAGGUUCGCCGGGCGCAGGCAGUGCAAGUGGACAAAGUAACCGUCAGAUCCAGGCGUUGCAAUUUAAGCUGAACACUCUACAAAAUGAAUAUGAGAUUGAAAAGUUGCAGCUGCAGAAACAGACAGGUAUCUUAGAAAAGAAAUAUAAGGCCACAAUUGGCGAAUUAGAGAGAGCAUUGAAUGAUACGAAAUAUCUUUACGAAAGCAAUGAUAAAAUGGAGCAAGAAUUGAAGAGUUUAAAGGAAAGCUCGACCAAUUCGACAAAUGAUAAAGACAGAUGUAUAGAGGAAUUGCGGAUAACUUUGCAAAAUAAAGACUUAGAAAUGGAGACUUUAAGGCAGCAGUAUGAUUCUAAGCUGUCAAAAGUCACCAACCAAUGUGACCAUUUCAAGUUGGAAGCCGAGAGUUCUCAUUCUCUUCUGAUAAAAUAUGAAAAAGAAAUAAAGAGGCAAAGUGUGGAUAUCAAAGAUUUGCAGCAUCAAGUGAUGGAAAAGGAUGAUGAAUUAUCUUCGUUAAAAGCAUCUAAGAUGAUAAACUCUCACCCAAACUAUUCUACAGAAGAGUUCAAUGAGCUCACUGAGAUGAACAAAAUGAUCCAAGACCAAGUUCAGUAUACUAAAGAAUUGGAAUUAGCGAACAUGCAACAAGCCAACGAAUUGAAAAAACUAAAACAAUCCCAGGAUUCUUCUACCUUUUGGAAACUAGAAAAUGAAAAAUUACAAAAUAAAUUAAAUGAAUUGCACGUACUGGAAAGUCAAUAUGAAAAUCUUCAAUUAGAAAACAUAGAUCUAAAAUCGAAAUUAACUAAAUGGGAAAUUUAUAAUGAUAGCAACGAUGAUGAUAACAAUGAUGAUGAUGAUAAAAAUGAUAAUAAUAAUAAUAAUAAUAGUAAUAACAAUACUAAUAAUGAUACUAAUAAUAAUAACAGGGCCAAGAACAAUCUGCAAAGUAACCCUGAAGAAGUUAUUCGUGACUGGAAGCUUACCAAAAAGGAAUGUUUAAUCUUGACAGAUAUGAAUGAUAAGCUAAGAUUGGAUAAUAACAAUUUGAAGCUUCUGAAUGAUGAAAUGGCCUUAGAGAGGAACCAAAUAUUAGAUCUGAACAAGAAUUAUGAAAAUAACAUAGUAAAUUUGAAAAGAUUAAAUCACGAGUUGGAACAGCAGAAAAGUUUAUCUUUCGAAGAGUGUCGAUUGCUGCGUGAACAAUUAGACGGCUUAUAUUCCGCACAAAAUAAUAAUGCUUUACUAGAGGCCGAAAAUAGUGAAACACAUGUGCCAAACAACAUCAAAAACGAAGAUAUGAACAGUUUGCUCGAUACUUAUAAAAAUAAGACAGAAGAUUUAACAAAUGAACUAAAGAAGUUAAACGAUCAAUUAUUAUCAAAUUCCAAUGAUGUAGAAACUCAAAGGAAAAAGAGGAAAUUGACAAGUGACCAAAUUGGUCUAAAUUACUCACAAAGGCUCAAUGAAUUGCAGCUGGAAAAUGUAAACGUCUCGAGAGAGUUGAGUAAAGCACAAACUACCAUUCAGUUAUUACAAGAAAAAUUAGAAAAAUUAACCAGACUAAAGGAGAAAAAAAUCCGUAUACUGCAAUUACGUGAUGGCCCCCUCAUAAAAGACCAGUUUAUCAAGAAAAAUAAAUUGCGUCUCCUAGAAAAGGAAAAUGCUGAUUUAUUGAAUGAACUGAAACAAAAUAAUCCAACUAGUGAAACAGUACCUAUUUCUGUUUAUGAUACGCUGAACUUCGAGUUGAAACAGUUGGAACAAGAAGUUUUUAGGUCAAAUAAAAGAUUUUCCAGACUAAAGCAAGUUUUUAACAAAAAAUCGUUAGAGUUCAUAGACGUCGUGAACUCAUUAUUAGGUUUUAAAUUGGAAUUUCAGCAAGAUGGUCGUGUAAAAAUAUUCCCCUGUUUCAAACCUGAAAAAUAUUUGAUUGCAGAUCUAAACGAAAACACUCUGAAAUCUAACCUUGAUGCAGAUAUAGACGGCUGGGAUAAUCUCAUGGAUUUAUGGGUAGAAGAUAGAGGUCAGCUUCCAUGCUUUUUGGCAACAAUAACAUUGCGUCUUUGGGAACAACGACAGGCCAAAUAA